GAAGAAGAAGGCCCGAAGGAGGCCUCCUCGCUGCGCCGAAUGCCCAAACGCACACAGGCGCCGCCUGUUCGCUGUCCUGUCCUCCGCCGGCCGCCGCCCUUCACCGGAGCGCUGUGCCCCCCACGCCGUCCUGCCCGGUCUGCCCCCGCCGCUUCGCACAACCGUGCCCUGCCGCCGUUCCCCGGCCCCUCGGCAGCCCGCCUUCGCGCCGGUCAUUUUUGGCCCCGUCCGCCGGGCUCCUGCCGCUGUGCGGCCUGCGCCUGGUACAAGGACUGCCGCCCUGCUCCCGCCGACCAGGCGCUGACGCCCGACGCCGAGGAACGCCGGGUAGGGAUCGCUGCUCGCUCCCGUUUCCGCUGGGUAAUUUCUAAUUACCUCUCGAGCAGUGUAUUUUUGUUAUCGAUUUGUCAAGUUAAGUUGAUGGAUUUUGCUACGAAUUCACCCGCUAUUAUUUCUAGUAUUUGUCAUGUUUUAUGUACGUACUUUGUUGGAUAGUUGAGCAUUGAGUUCAAAUUCUACAUCCAUCCACGACCUAGACAUGGCAGCUACGCGUCCGGAGGGUUCGGCGGAGGAGCAUCGGAUGCGGGCGGCGCUGCGCCACCUGCAGGCGGAGGCCGGAGUGCUCGAGCGCCUGGUCUACAAGCACAGGAACCAGCACCGCGGUGCCGCCUACUUCCAGUACCUCCUCAAGGUGCGGAGGGACGAGAAGCUGCUGCUCGGCGCCAAUCUCAUGGAGGUCAUCAGCGCGGUGUUCCCGGUCAUCACCUGUCGUAAGCCAGCCAACACUAUUCUUGUUCCGAACAGGCAGGGUAAGAGGAAGCCUGGUGCAAACCAUUGCCAAUAUAAGAGGCUUUUGGGGGUUGCCCGUUUGCUGUCCCAGUUGGCUGAACCUGUUAUGAAGGGAGCAGUCCAGAUCAGCUUUUUACUUGCUAGAUCUUUUUUCGUAGAACUUUGCACUGCAGUGCUUGCUUUGCUUGCACGAGUGAGGGUCCUGACUCAACAGAUGUUACUUGAUGUUGUAUCAGUAUACAACAAGGUUACUGAUCUUACGGAUAAAAAGCAGUCUGUUAAGAUCAGUAUUGGUAAAGUGCAGGCUUUCAGAGAGUACUACCCCUCGAGUAACAAUCCCAGUACUAUACUGGAGUGUGUAUGGGUAAAAGAUAAAUUUGUUUUGCAUGAAAAGACAAAAGCUAGCAGUCAGAAAACCCAAGGUGAGGAUCUGAAGUCAUGCACUCCAGAUUCAUCAAUCCAGUAUGAGACCCUUGGAUUUGUUAGUGAAGAGAUGGAAAGCCUUGAUGGAGCGAACACCCCAGCCAAGCAACAACAUGAUGCUUCUCUGGCUGACCAACCAGAUAAAGCCACCCAUUGCGGCGAUGCUGGAGAUUCUCACAGCGGGAGGCAACUACCAGAUGAUCAAAACACUCCGGGUUCUCUUCUUGGCACGCCCACUGCUGCGCCGACUCCACGCAGAGAUGUCAAGCCUGAUACGAGGAAGAGAGUGGCAUUCAUCGCGGUGGGGAAAACAAAAGUCACCGUGACACCGCCUGAAACAUCAUCAUCCGUAGUUGCCAAGAAGCAAAGAGUGGACACGAUUCCACAGACCGCUGCAGAUCCCGCUUUGUAACUCUGAAAGAAUGACCGGGUCGGCCUGAUCAAUGUGUUCUCGAUGCUUUGUUGCAUUCUUACCGCA
This is a messenger RNA of Triticum dicoccoides, 1690 nucleotides long. RefSeq lists its product as uncharacterized. The coding region runs from base 539 to 1624 and encodes 361 amino acids. The record is from RefSeq and is a predicted model, not a curated record. NCBI's taxonomy places the organism in Eukaryota, Viridiplantae, Streptophyta, Magnoliopsida, Poales, Poaceae. The transcript is spliced from 8 exons.